Messenger RNA from Rhineura floridana, 4254 nucleotides. It is a transcript of the gene PCDH8, whose product is annotated as protocadherin 8. Gene Ontology annotation, cellular component: plasma membrane. The record is from RefSeq and is a predicted model, not a curated record. Gene Ontology annotation, molecular function: calcium ion binding. NCBI's taxonomy places the organism in Eukaryota, Metazoa, Chordata, Lepidosauria, Squamata, Rhineuridae. Gene Ontology annotation, biological process: homophilic cell-cell adhesion. The transcript is spliced from 3 exons. Bases 216 to 3374 code for a protein of 1052 amino acids.
CAAGAGAAGAAAGUAGUCUGUUUAAAGCCUCCAGAGAGGUGGAAGCGGGAUCUGCGCAGUGCAUGGGGCCAGUCUAGAUGACUCCCAUGCCCAGCUAGAGAAGGAUUAAUUUGCCAGCCGCGGAAAGAGUGUUGGUCGGCUCUCUCUGUCUCUCUCUCACACACACACUUUACACAUUCAUUUUCUCUGAUCUAUCCCCAAGGCGCAACAGAGCAAUGAAUGCGAGGAAGGACGGGCGCUGCUCUAGCACUCUUUGCCACCCUGUGGGUCUGUUUUGCCUGGGAUGGCUGCUUGCCUCUGCCCUUGGCAAGACUAUCCGAUACCACACCUACGAAGAAGACCCUCCCGGCACGGUAAUCGGCACUUUGGCCGACGAGCUGCCCCUGAAAGUCCCUGGAGGAAGCGACGGCGACAGAAGUUUCCGUCUGAUGAAGCAGUCGGGCAACAGCUCCCUGGUGCGGGUGCGCGAGCGGGACGGGCAGCUGAGCCUAGGAGCCGAGCGGCUGGACCGGGAGCAGCUGUGCGGGCAGGCGGAGGAGCCGUGCGUGGUGGCCUUCGACGUGGUGAGCCUGGGCGGGCCGCGCGGCGGCUCCUCCUCGCAGUACCGCCUGGUGCACGUGGAGCUGGAGGUGCGCGACAUCAACGACCACGCGCCUCGCUUCCCGCAGCCCCUCAUCGCCCUGGAGGUGUCGGAGAGCGCCGCGCCGGGCACCCGCCUGCCGCUCGACCUGGCGCACGACCUGGACGUGGGCUCCAACGGCAUCCAGAGCUUCGCCGUCUCGCCCAACAGCCACUUCGGCCUAGAGGCGCAGAGCCGCGCCGACGGGCUCAAGUGCGCCGAGCUGGUGCUGCUCACCGAGCUGGACCGCGAGGCGCAGGCCGCCUACCGCCUGGAGCUGGUGGCCAAGGACGGCGGGAGCCCCGCGCGCUCCGGCACGGCCACGGUCAGCGUGCGGGUGCUGGACGCCAACGACAACGCGCCCGCCUUUCCGCACGGCGCGCUGCUGACCGUCGAGCUGCCCGAGGACGCGCCGCCGGGCUCGCUGCUCCUCGACCUGGACGCCUCGGACCCCGACGAGGGCUCCAACGGGCAGCUGCUCUACGCCUGGGGCAGCCAGGUGCCCGCCGAGGCGCGCCAGCUCUUCGGCCUCGACCCGCUCUCGGGCCGCCUCAGCCUGCAGGGCGCCGUCGACUACGAGCUCCAGCGCGCCUACGAGCUCGACGUCCAGGCCAGCGACCGCGGCGCCAGCCCCUUGGCCGCCAGCUGCAAGGUGGUGGUGCGCCUCCUCGAUGUCAACGACAACGCGCCCACCGUGGCCAUCAGCGCCCUCAGCGCCGGCGUCGGUGGCGGCGGGGCUGCUACUCAGGCCGGGGCGGAAGAGGACGACGCCUCCGCCUCGACGGUGGCUUACGUGAGCGAGGCGGCGCCGGCGGAGAGCCUUGUGGCGCUGGUCAGCACCUCGGACAGCGACGCGGGCGCUAACGGCCAGGUGCGCUGCUCCCUCCUGGCCGCGCCCCACGAGCCCUUCGCCCUGCAGCGCGCCUACGACGCCAGCUACGUGGUGCUCACCACCGGAGCCCUGGACCGCGAGCGCGUGGCCGAGUACAACCUGACGGUGGUGGCCGAGGACCUGGGCUCGCCGCCGGCCAAGACCGUGCGCCGCCUCACCGUGCGCCUGGCCGACGAGAACGACAACACGCCGCGCUUCGCCAAGGCGCGCUACGAGGUGGCCGUGCUGGAGAACAACCCGCCUGGCGCCUACCUGGCCUCUGUCCUCGCCUCGGACCCGGACCUCGGGCUCAACGGCAAAGUCACAUAUCGCCUAUUGGACAGCCAAGUUAUGGGUGCCUCCAUUUCCACCUAUGUCUCGGUGGAUCCGGCCACGGGGGCCAUCUACGCCCUCCGCACGUUCAACUAUGAGAUCAUCAAGCAGUUGGAGCUGACCGUCCAAGCCACCGAUGGCGGUUCCCCUCAGCUCUCCAGCGCAACUUUGGUCAAGGUGCGGGUGGUAGACCAAAAUGACAACGCGCCUGUUAUUACUCACCCGGCGCUCACCAACGGCUCCCUUGAGAUCGGGGUAUCCAGCAAAGCUGCGCGGGAUUCCCUGGUGGUGCAUAUCAAAGCAAGAGACGCCGACGAGGGAGUUAACUCUGAACUGAGCUUUUCCUUCCUGGAAGAUCCGCAGCAGCCCCAACUGCCAGCCUUGGACCUCUUUGCCAUCAACAAGAAAACGGGAGAAGUUGUGCUCAGCAGGAGCUUCUCUGAAGAACUGCUGGGCCAAGUCUACCAACUGCUUCUCACUGUGGCUGACAAGGGACGGCCUCCCCUCUCCACUACCGUUAUGAUCAGUUUCCAGGUGACUGCAACAUUGCCCCCUUCCAGCAGCCAGGAUUCAGUGGGCAUACCCAACCCUUGGGAAGGAAAGGCACUGCAGUGGGACAUCCCUUUGAUUGUAAUCAUUGUCCUUGCUGGGAGCUGCACGUUGCUCCUGGUGGCCAUCAUCAGUAUUGCCACCACUUGCAACAGGCGCAAGGAGAAGAAGGGAGUCCCAGAGGAGUUGCUGGGCACCUCUCAAUUAAAGAAAGGGUGGCAGGAAGGCAAGGGCAGUGGCAUUGCCUCCUCCAGCCCUGGCACCCAAGGCAAUGGCUUUGACGUGCAUUCCUUCCCCAGCAAAUCUUCCUUUGCUAGUCCUGAGCCCUCUCCAGCCAGCGAAGACAUCCCAACUUCAGAAGACAGCAGAGAGAGUGCCAGUCUCUAUGACAGUCAGAGCAGACUUCGGGGCACAAAUGCAGAGUCUUAUACCUCUACCCCUAGUUACAGCAAAGAACCCAUCCCACCUGUGGCCAUCUGGAAGGGCCAUUCUUUCAACACCAUCUCAGGCAGAGAAGCAGAGUUCAGCGGCAAAGACAGUGGCAAAGGUGAUAGUGAUUUCAACGACAGUGAUUCCGACAUCAGUGGGGAUGCCCUUAGAAAGGACCUCAUCACUCACAUGCAGAAUGGACUAUGGGCUUGUACUGCUGAAUGCAAAAUCCUGGGGCACUCAGAUCGAUGUUGGAGUCCCUCCUGUGGCCGAUCCAAUCCUCACUCAUCCCCCCGCCCAAAGACACAGCUGUCCACCUUCUGCAAAAGUACCUCACUGCCCAGGGAUUCCCUGCACCGGGAUAACUAUUAUCAGGCACAACUACCAAAGACUGUUGGACUGCAGAGUGUCUACGAGAAAGUCUUACACAGGGAUUAUGAUAGGACUAUUACAUUGUUGUCCCCUCCUCAUCAGGGGAGGCUACCAGACCUCCAAGAGAUCUCGGUACCCUUAUACCAAGCCCCCUCUACUCGAUAUUUAGGCUCUCCACCUGAGACCAGUCAGAAGGUUUAACUGCUACUCAGUGAUUAACUUGAGCUGAGGCUCACGAGUGUCAGGCCACAGGAGCCGUUUAAGAAACUGGCGUCAGACCCCAGAAGUGGAAUUUCCAAAACCAUGCAUUUGCUGGUGAUGCUUCUCUCUCUCUCUCUGUUAUUUGAAGGCUGAUUGAAGAGAACAAUGACUCUGAGCAUGUACAAAGUAUCUUUUUCACAGCUUUGUGAUCACAGCCAGCCCCUACAAGCUUCCAAGUUUAUAGGACAAGUUUUUGUGUCUUGGCACCUCUUUAAAAAAAAAACACAUUGUUUCCAUCCCUUGCAACUUACCCCAAGCAUGUACCUACAUAUAUGCACACUGUUAGAUUAUUCCCAAGAGUUCUUAAAUUAUUGACCAGGUCCAGUGAAUUAUGUAGGAAUAAGCAAACCGUGCCUUAAACACUAAGAUAUAUAUGUUACAAAUGAAGUUGUUGGGAAAGAUUUCCAAUUGCAUUGGUACUGUUUGAUAUUUGCAAACAAAAGCAACUCUUUGUAGUUAAUGUAAUUUUUAUGAAAUGUGAAGUAUUUAAUUUUUUUUGUGUGUUGAUCCCUUGCUUCACCCAUGGCCUGCCUGUUCGUAGUUUUUUUUAAAACCUGUAUAUUGUGUAAUGUAAUGUUUGUACAUAAAGAAAUUUCACUCUAUUUUUAUAUAAUAAAACUUUGGGGAAGGGACACCUGAAAUUCUUGCCAAAGGAAGAGUCUGAAAGACACAUGCAGAAGAAAAAACACUGAAUCCUUUAGGAAUCACAUAAAGGAACUUUCUCUUUCACAGUUUAAUGCUAAAGCAACUACUUGUAUUAGAAAGACUGCCUUGCAAAGUAUGAAAUAUGUUUCUGGAGUCCAUCAUCCGUUUCAAACUA